CUCAGUAGAUCCAGAAGAUUCACCAGAAGCCGGUCCGGACGUCGAAAUGCCGGGAGUUGCAAAACCACUGGUGACCACCGAAGCACUGCUCGCGAGAAGCGUAGUUGCAGGAAGCUCAGCAGUGACCGGUGGCAAUGUGCCAGAUGAUACGGAUGAUAUGGUGCUAGGUUCCGAGGACACAGUUCUGCUGGCAGUCGCGCCGCCAACAACAUUAGGCGAUGUGCCAGUUGACGCACUAUCAGAAGCCGAGGAGCUAGGAGCGGAGGAAGUAUUGCCAGGAUGCUGGCUUCCACUGGCGAUAAUUUCUUCUGCGGAAAUGUCACUGAUCGACGUAGAAAUGGGAUCGUUGCUCGGUGCUGCAGGUGUACUAGCAGUAGUGGUGUCGAAGACAUCAAUCGACUAAGUGUUCCUCGUCGAGGCAGUCACGAUUUGGAUGCUCGUCGUAUCUGUCGACGCUCUAGUGUCGGGCGUCUGCGCCGAGGGAUCGGGAAACAAGCCAUCGGGUGUUGCAGUGAGAUCAAUUGUCGUCGUGGCAAGGGGUGUCGGCUCGGUGUAA
Molecule: messenger RNA, 556 nt
Organism: Zymoseptoria tritici IPO323
Lineage: Eukaryota; Fungi; Ascomycota; Dothideomycetes; Mycosphaerellales; Mycosphaerellaceae
Exons: 1
Coding region: 47-403 (118 amino acids)
Source: RefSeq, a predicted model, not a curated record